GGCCAGACCGGACUAGGCAUUAUGAUCAUCGAGGGUAAACACGCGGAGUACGGCAACGGGAUCUUCAUCUCUGACUUGCAAGAAGGAUCAGUGGCCGCUGAGGCUGGACUGCUAGUAGGAGACAUGAUUUUGUGUGUCAACAAGGAGGAAAUGGUUGGUAUUGACUAUGACCAAGCUACUAGUAUUCUCAAGAAAACCGAGGGUGUCAUCAAUAUGUGGGUUGCCAAUGCAGCUAGAGGAAAAGAUGGCAAGGUUCCGGAGAAAGAAGAAAAGAAGGAGAAAGAAAAGGAAAAAGAGAAAAAGAAGCCAGAUGUGCCACCAAAACCAACACUUGGUCCUAAACCUGCCCUGCCUGCCAAACCCCCAUUACUCUCUGCAACGUCACCUUUGUCGGCGCCCAUAUUAUCGUCGUCUAUGGAUGAACCUGCCAUUCCCUCCUCACCCCCAUUACCCCCUGCUCGACUGGCACCCAUUGAUCGAUUACCUUCACAUGCUCUAACGUCCAUAACAUCCACCACUUCGUCAACUUCAACGACAUCAUCCCCAUCCUCGCUUCCUCCUGCAGAGGAGAAACCUCAGGACCCAGGAACUGCAGAAAUCCGGCCUGGCAAGGAGACCACCAUAGAGAUCAUCAAAGAAAAAAUGGGACUUGGCCUGUCCAUCGUGGGAGGCUCUGACACACUACUGAGAGGUGCUAUAAUUAUCCAUGAAGUGUAUCCUGAUGGUGCAGCCGCCAAGGAUGGACGACUUAAGCCCGGUGACCAGAUUCUUAAUGUGAACAAUGAAAACUUUAGAGAAAUAACUCACCAGAAGGCUCUAAGUGUUCUGCGUCAAACACCUUCAAAGGUGAAGAUGGUUGUUUAUCGUGAAGAAGGAACUCAAAAGGAAGAGGACCUCUAUGACACCAUCACCGUCCAGCUCACCAAAAAAUCUGGGAAGGGUCUUGGACUUUCAAUAGUUGGACGCAAGAAUGGACCAGGAGUUUUUAUAUCUGAUGUGGUCCCAGGUGGUGUAGCAGAGAGCGAUGGGCGUCUAAUGCAAGGAGAUCAAAUUUUAGAGGUGAAUGAUAAGGAUCUCCGGCAAGCAACCCAAGAGCAAGCUGCAGCCAUCCUGAAAUGUGCGCCAGGUUCAGUCUCCAUGAAGCUGGGGCGGCUCAAGGCUGGCAAGAAAGCCAAUUCUAAUAACAAUGCGAACAGUACUUGGCCAGUGACAAUAAGUGACAGUUCCCCAGAUAGCUCCAACAGUCCAUCCACGGAGCCCCCCGUUCCCAUUCCCCGCACACACAUCCCUCUCCACCAGCCACACCAUCUUCCACCACCACAACCACACCAACAUCCACAACAGGAGACUCAGGAACCAUUGGGCAUAAGGACAAUUUUGCUCGAAAGACGUGACGAUGGUCUAGGUUUCUCAAUUGUUGGAGGCUUUGGCUCCAACUUGGGAGAUCUGCCCAUAUAUGUGAAAAGUGUGUUUGAACGCGGUGCAGCAGCUCGCGAAGGAUCCCUAAGACGUGGCGAUCAGAUUCUGGAAGUGAAUGGACAAUCUCUUGCCGGUUUGACCCAUGCUGAUGCAGUGGCUAUUUUGAAAGAAGCACGAGGUUCAGUUGCACUUACUAUUUUGCCGUCUAAGUGAACUAUAGCAAUGUUCGCACUUUUGUUUUCAAUUUUGGUGUUUUUUUAAUUGUUGCAAAUGAAGGAUAGUUCUGUAAGAUGAUACAGUUUAACAUAAUCCUUGCUAAUAAGUCUUUGAUGCUUUUUCUGUAUUAAGUUCUCUUUAUCGUUAAUGAUUGAGCUAAUCCAAGGCUUAUUUGCAAUGUCAUGUUAAUAAUAAUGCUUAUUAUGGUCAGUUAUCACAUUAAUUCUCAUAUGAACACACAAGAUGGGACUCAAAUUCCUCACAGUAAUACAUAUUGCCUGAAGCAUUCUAUGGACUGUAAAUUGUUUGUCUGCAAAGUCCGGUACACUGUACUACACCAAUGUGUGGCCUUUAGAGAUUGUGGUAGUUUCAUAUCAGCUUCAUUUCCACGUGAGUGUUAUGGCUUACAUUUUGUUGUACUGACCACCACCAUCAUCCCCCGUUUUGUUAAUGUGGAUGCAUGAAUGAAACAGAUGACCUGAAGCAUCUGAACUGAAAUUAGGGAAUCUGAAUUGUGGAUUUGUAACAGGUCGUUGGUGAUAAAUGAUACGUAAAGAUAAAAAAUGCACCUUUGGUGAAUAUCACUAAUAAUCAAAACCUAAUGUUUCCCAAAAGCAAAACAGUCAGCAAUAUGAUGAGGAAAGAAUUGUAAACUUAAAUGUGACUCCUAUGAAAUGCUGUAUACAAUUCUAGGGACAUGCUGCAAACCUUUUAGUAAGUCAUAAAGCUCCUUUGGCAUUGUUUCUAAAACAAAACGCAUUUAGAUUACGUAUACAUACAAUUUUUUGGGCAAAGCGUCAGUUUCACUGCAGUGUGUAUAUAUAAUCAUUUGCAGUUUUAAAGGUUUAAAUAAAUGUACUGUAAUAGUAUUCAUACUAUUAAUUAGUUGGCUAGAUUCUUUGCAAAGUCUAUACAGCAUAUCAGAUUCCUAUUGGUAUUAUCUGCAGGCUUUUAUGCCUUUUGUUUACAAUAGAACACUAUUCAUAGAGUCUGCGAUUCAUGUUGUUGAUUGCUUGAUUACAGAAAACCUGGUUAAUCCAAACUGUAAUAUUCUACGUAACUGUUAAAGUGAAAGUUUUUUAAGAUAGUUUAUACUAUUUAAUUGUUUUUUACUUGUAUAAAUGACCAAUUAAACUAAUCAAUGUUACAAACUACUCGUUGGGAUCAACCAGGUUUUCCCUACAUCUGUUAUCUCUUGUUAUGGAUUUUACCUCUUGAGUCUGAACAAUAAUUUCGUAGGGUUGUAUUAUUCAUUAUAGAGUUUAGAAGAGCAAUUUUAAAGCAUUAUCAGAUUAUGCUGAUGAUGCUCAUCUUAGGUUAAGCAUAAUUAGGGCAUUAUUUUGUAAUUAAUCCUUACUUUUGAAGAUGAAUUCAGUACUGUACAAUAUGGGACUUGAGCCUUAUUUGUUUAUUAAUAGUCCCAGAGGGUACUGCUGCAGUUCUGAAACAUUCUAAAGAAGUGUGUGGAUAUUGACAACAGAAACAUGUUGAGAGACUCUGCGUACUGCCGUAUAGCGUAUCUUCCCUGAUCUUGAGGAUUAGUCUUGCUAUAAAUACCCUUAGCCCCAACACAGAGGCCUCGACUAUAGUAUAUAUGGCACAUUAUACCAUUCCCAGCAUAAUGUUCAGUCAUGGUUUAUAGGAAAAAACCAGACUAAGUGUCUACAUGAAGCUGCAUUCCAAGUGGUGGAGCCAAACUGCCACAUACCUGUAUAUGCACCAGACAACUAUGAGCCAGAGCACAAGCUUGGCCACAUAACUAGGAAAUUGUUUGCCUUGGAAGCAGGCCAUUGCAGAACAACUGAUUACAAGCUCAUAUUGACAUCUUUUUAUCAUCUAUGCAAUAAGGCAGUAAUAUGAAAUAAACAUUUCUCAUUA
Messenger RNA from Procambarus clarkii (red swamp crayfish), 3513 nucleotides. Lineage: Eukaryota; Metazoa; Arthropoda; Malacostraca; Decapoda; Cambaridae. The record is from RefSeq and is a predicted model, not a curated record.